This is a messenger RNA of Trypanosoma cruzi, 483 nucleotides long. RefSeq names its product ubiquitin-conjugating enzyme E2, putative. NCBI's taxonomy places the organism in Eukaryota, Euglenozoa, Kinetoplastea, Trypanosomatida, Trypanosomatidae. Bases 1 to 483 code for a protein of 160 amino acids. The record is from RefSeq and is a predicted model, not a curated record. The transcript has a single exon.
AUGUCUACUGCCUUGAAGCGUCUCAGCAAAGAACUACGGGAAGCCUCGCUUAACCCGGACAGUGACAUGGAUCUGCAUCUUCUCCACGCCGGCAGUCUAUUCACGUGGGAGGCGGUUCUCCGUGGCCCCCCCGACACGCCCUUUGAGGGAGGGGAGUACCGUUUGCUUCUCCGCAUACCGCAGGACUACCCGAUGCUCCCGCCCACAGCGAAUUUUGUAACAAAAGUGUUUCAUCCAAAUGUGAACUUUGACACCGGCGCCGUUUGUCUUGACAUUCUGAAGAGUCGCUGGUCCCCCGCCUGGACUCUGAACAGCGUGUGCCGCGCCAUUUUAAAUCUGUUGGCAGAACCGGAGCCAGACAGUCCUUACAACUGCGACGCGGGAAAUCUUCUGCGGGCUGGUGACAUGGAGGGCUACGCUUCACUUGUGCGGAUGUACGCCAUCAUGGACGCCGGGGCCCCACCCUUUCCCGAGCUGGCGUAG